AGCUAACCGGGACUAGGCGAGUAUUAAUUGGCAAAUAUCACCACACCCAAUGGGCCGGAGGCACAUUCAGCGUACCAAAACCAGGAAAUCUAGCCCGCUGUGGACAGCCGAACUGUAUGACAAGAGCAAGGAUAGGCGAUCAACGCCGUUCAGCGUCGCCCUCCAUCAUACCAAAAUGCUAUGGUCGGCUCAUCUAUAAGUUUGGCUCUUCUUCCGCCUCAAAUUAAAGUUGAUUGCAACGUGGGUGGUCAUACACUUGUCUGAUGAGAGUAGUGUUUCUUCCGACUGUUGGUCAUUGCUCGAGUUGACAAACAUGUACGCCAAGGCUCUCAUUACGGUCUUCCUGGGCUCCGGCCUCGUCUCGGCCCAGCUCAACACUCUUGCUGUCCGUGCUGGCCUGAAGUACUUUGGAACUGCUGUCGGCGAAGGCCAGGUCAACGAUGCCACCUACAGAGCCGUCGUGAAUAACAAGAACGAGUUCGGCUCCCUGGUUCCCGAGAACGGGCAAAAGUGGCAGGGUACCGAGCCCAACCGCGGCUCGUUCUCUUUCGGUAAUGCAGACAUCGUUCCCAACAUCGCCAAGGCAAACGGCCAGAUUCUGCGGUGUCACACUUUGACAUGGCACUCUCAGCUGCCAAACUGGGUUUCCAGUGGACAGUGGACCGCCGCUACCCUGACGUCCGUCAUCGAGACUCACAUCUCAAAUGUCAUGAAGCAUUACUUGGGCCAAUGCUACGCCUGGGAUGUUGUCAAUGAGGCCGCCGACGACGACGGCAGCUGGCGCAGGAGUGUCUUCUACAACGUGCUCGGCACCAGCUUUCUCCCUAUCUCCUUCAGAGCUGCCAAGGCUGCCGAUCCUAACACGAAACUGUACUACAACGACUACAACCUAGAGUACAACGGGGCCAAGACCAACCGCGUUUACGAGGCCGUCACAAUUGUUCAGAAUGCUGGUGCGCCUAUCGACGGUGUCGGUUUCCAGGGUCAUCUGAUUGUCGGCUCAACCCCGAGCCGCAGCGCCCUCGCAACCGUCCUCCGCCGUUUCACCGCACUCAACCUCGAGGUCGCUUACACCGAGCUUGACAUCCGACACUCCAGUCUCCCGGCCUCCUCGUCUGCCAAGGCGACCCAGGGCAACGACUACGCCAACGUCGUCGGCUCAUGUCUCGAUGUAGAUGGCUGCGUCGGCGUCACCAUCUGGGGCUUCACGGACAAGUACAGCUGGAUCCCCGGGACCUUCCCCGGCACGGGCGACGCCCUCCUCUGGGACUCGAACUACAACAAGAAGCCGGCCUACACCUCCGUCUCCUCCCUCCUCGCCGCGGCGGCGACUGGUGGCACCCCCCCGCCCCCUGCCACCACUACCGCCCCCGGCCCUGGUAUCACCACCACCGCCCCUGCUCCCGGCCCUACGACCUCCGCCCCUGGCGGCGCUCAGUCUCCGAAGUACGGCCAGUGCGGUGGUCAGGGCUGGUCUGGUCCUUUCGCUUGCGUCUCCGGCACCACCUGCACCUUUGUCAACACCUGGUACAGCCAAUGUUUGUAGACUACGCCCUUCUAAGGCGGUAAACAGUCAUUUGUUGUCUUUUUCGCUCCCUGUUGAGGGGUCAAAGACAAAGAGGGCUGCAAUAGUCGAUGAAAAGGGAUCAAUGUACUUGGUUGGUGAAAAUACCGUCCACAUAGCUGGGCUUACAAAAUAUAUAUAUCUCGUGCUCCUAUGUAUUCCUUCGACCAGCCCAAGGCAAUAUAUUUAGUCAUCGGAGGGAUGACAGCUCUUGGUCAGAAAAGACUUUAGAAUCAAGCAGAUGGC
Molecule: messenger RNA, 1810 nt
Organism: Colletotrichum navitas
Lineage: Eukaryota; Fungi; Ascomycota; Sordariomycetes; Glomerellales; Glomerellaceae
Product: family 10 glycosyl hydrolase
Exons: 4
Coding region: 314-1546 (410 amino acids)
Biological process (GO): carbohydrate metabolic process
Cellular component (GO): extracellular region
Molecular function (GO): cellulose binding; hydrolase activity, hydrolyzing O-glycosyl compounds
Source: RefSeq, a predicted model, not a curated record